CCAUAGUGUUCAUAUGAUCGUCCACCACCCCCUUCUCUUCAACAAGAAAGCGCCAACAUAUCUUCCAUAGCCUCCUCUUCCUCUUCCUCUUUUUCAUGCUCGGUAUCGUUCUCACAAGUGCGAAUUGAUACCGUGCUAACCAUAUUAAUCAUAUUUGUCUCUAGCAAUGAACAGUACCCAAGUCCCUCAAGGUCUCACUUCCGAAGAAUUCAUGGAGCUCGAGGCCAUCAUUCAGACGUACCACACCUUCGAGUCGAGGCCAAACACGUGCACUUCCCUCAUAACGCAACGAAUCGAUGCUCCGGCCAAUGUGGUGUGGCCACUCGUCCGUUCCUUCGACAAUCCGAAGCGAUACAAGCACUUCAUCAAGAGCUGCAACAUGGUGGGUGAUGGAGGAGUUGGAAGUGUGAGGGAGGUCACCGUUGUUUCCGGCCUCCCUGCCUCCACCAGCACCGAGAGGCUGGAGAUUUUGGAUGAUGAGAGGCACAUAUUGAGCUUUAGGGUUGUGGGUGGUGAGCACCGGCUGAAUAAUUAUCGGUCCGUCACGUCGGUGAACGAGUUUAACAAGGAUGAUGGGAGGGUGUACACCAUUGUUUUGGAGUCUUAUAUUGUUGACAUACCUGAGGGGAACACUGUGGAGGACACUAAGAUGUUUACAGACACUGUUGUGAAGUUGAACCUUCAGAAGCUUGCAGUGGUGGCAGUGAGUGAUGACAAACAUGGAUGAGAGUGGUGGUGCAUAAUUUAUGCCGCCGUGGUGGUGGUGGUGGUGGUGGUGGGUCAUAUUUUAUUUGAGUUCUUAGUGGUUAGUAUGGUUUCUUCAAGUUGGGAUUGGUUUGUAUAUUUUUAAUUAGUUUUUGUUGGGUGAAUAGUAAGUUAUAUUUUUAUGGGCGCUAUAAGACUAUAUUAUCAUUGAGACUACGCAUUUUCUUUUUCAAUAAAUGGACGCAUAGAAAAUGAUCAAACAAGUUAACAAAUCCUUUUGUUUUCAUAGUGUCUGUGUAUAUAUAUUUUUAAUUCUGCAAUUGUUGAAAGUUAUGAAAUUCUAUAUAUUUUAUCUUUUGCACUAUAUCUUUGUAUUUAAUAUUGAUGAAGUUUGUGGAGAAAUCAUGGUUUGUAGUCGUGGUAUUGUUUGUAAUUGUAAUGUAACGGAUUCGGAAUAAUAUCGG
Molecule: messenger RNA, 1169 nt
Organism: Cornus florida
Lineage: Eukaryota; Viridiplantae; Streptophyta; Magnoliopsida; Cornales; Cornaceae
Product: abscisic acid receptor PYL2-like
Exons: 1
Coding region: 167-727 (186 amino acids)
Biological process (GO): abscisic acid-activated signaling pathway
Cellular component (GO): nucleus; cytoplasm
Molecular function (GO): abscisic acid binding; protein phosphatase inhibitor activity; signaling receptor activity
Source: RefSeq, a predicted model, not a curated record